AAAUAGACAUAGAUAUAAGAUGAUCAGCGCGUUGUUGUUGAUUGAUGCAAAGGGAAAGAACAUCGUGUCUCGUUAUUAUCGAAGUGACGUGACAAAAGAGAGUGCCGAUGCUUUCCGAACAAACGUUAUUGCAAAGAAGGAUACUGGAAGCAAUCCUCCUAUUACGUACAUUGACGGAACGACCUUCAUCUAUGUCCGUAACAGUGACCACUACAUUGUCGCUGUAACGAAGAAGAACGCUUCUCCCGGCAUGAUUUUCCACUUCCUUUUCCAUCUCGUGAAGAUGUUCAAGAGCUACUUCGGCGUGGAUUACAAGGCUGACGACCUUCGUGAGAAGUUCUCUGUGGUGUACGAAAUCUUCGAUGAAGUGCUGGACUACGGAUACCCGCAGAACUGCGCGAUCGACCUGAUGAAGCAGCUGAUUCGUCUGGGGAAGGCGAACGACGCUGUGGAGGAGGACGCGAGCAGCAUUACCUCGCAGGUGACGGGAGCGAUCGAUUGGCGUCGCGAGGGCAUCACGUACCGCAAGAACGAGAUCUUCAUCGACACGCUGGAGAGCGUGAACCUGCUGAUCUCGCAGACGGGCGCGGUGCUGCACAGCGAAGUGGUGGGCAAGAUCGUGAUGAAGGCGUACCUGACGGGCAUGCCCGAGUGCCGCUUCGGCCUGAACGACAAGCUGCUGAUCUCGAACGAGAAGAAGGCGAAGGGACAGCGGCGCGGGAAGGGCGCGGGCGUGGAGAUCGACGACUGCUCGUUCCACCGGUGCGUGCGGCUGGGCCGGUUCGACCAGGACCGCACGAUCACGUUCAUUCCGCCCGACGGAGAGUUCGAGCUGAUGAAGUACCGCGUGACGGAGAACAUCAACCUGCCGUUCCGCAUCCUGCCGGUGUACGAGGAGAUCAGCGGGACCACGCUGAAGAUCAACGUGAAGGUGAUCGCCAACUUCAGCAAGCAGGUCUCGGCGCAGAAUGUGGAUAUCAAGCUCCCCGUCCCGCCAAACACCGCCAACGUGAUGCCCAAGGCCGCCUUCGGCACCGCCGCCUACAACGCCAAGGACCAGACCAUCGACUGGACGCUGCGAAAGCUCACCGGAGGCCAGGAGGUCACGUUCGCCGCGGAGGUGAAGAUGCUGAAGAUGACCACGGAGAAGGUCUGGUCCAAGCCCCCCAUCAAUAUCAUCUUUGCCGUGCCGUCCUUCACUGCGUCCGGACUCCAUGUCCGAUUCUUGAAGGUGUAUGAGAAGAGCUCCUACCAGACCGUCAAGUGGGUCCGAUAUAUGACGCGGUCCGGAGAUUACCAGAUUCGUCUCUAAGUUGCUUUUUUGCCUUGACGCGUUCUGUAUUGUAAUGUUGCGAUG
Blastocystis hominis is the source of this 1357-nucleotide messenger RNA. RefSeq lists its product as hypothetical. Gene Ontology annotation, cellular component: cytoplasmic vesicle; clathrin adaptor complex. NCBI's taxonomy places the organism in Eukaryota, Bigyra, Opalinata, Blastocystidae. The transcript has 6 exons. Bases 20 to 1312 code for a protein of 430 amino acids. Gene Ontology annotation, biological process: endocytosis; intracellular protein transport. The record is from RefSeq and is a predicted model, not a curated record.